Messenger RNA from Misgurnus anguillicaudatus (oriental weatherfish), 3134 nucleotides. The record is from RefSeq and is a predicted model, not a curated record. Lineage: Eukaryota; Metazoa; Chordata; Actinopteri; Cypriniformes; Cobitidae.
UCCCAUGUGCUUCCCACCCUUGCAACACCCUUCAGUAAGACCACACUGUGUUCUCUCUCUUUCUGUCUUGGAGUCCACUUAAACCUCAUAACAACUGGGAUAAAAAGAAACACUGCAACUAAGAAAACCCUUUGGAGCAUGCUUCACCAGCGCUGCCUUUGAGAAAACAGCAUUUAUCUUUUAAAACAAUCUACAUAAAAGUCAACUCGCACUCAGCUCUUAACAAGAGAACCUUAUUUCACAUUUCAAAAGAAAAAAGAAAUUAAAGCAUAAUGGAACUCCAGAAACUAACAAAUGGACACCACCAAGACUUUCAACAACUUGAUGAGGGAGAGUCAGCUGAGCGAGAAGAGUUUCUACCACACAAGAGUGAUGGAGGAAAACCACCUCAGUUUACAGAUUUUGAAGGAAAGACCUCAUUUGGGAUGUCUGUCUUUAACCUCAGCAAUGCCAUCAUGGGAAGUGGGAUUCUGGGAUUGUCCUAUGCCAUGUCCAACACUGGUAUCAUCCUUUUCCUGAUCUUGCUGACUUGCAUAGCUGUCAUGUCAUCAUACUCUAUCCAUCUUCUGCUAAAGAGUGCAGGAGUUGUAGGCAUUCGCGCCUAUGAACAACUUGGUAAACGAGCAUUUGGACACCCAGGGAAAAUUUUGGCAGCUGUUGUCAUAACCAUGCACAACAUUGGUGCAAUGUCUAGCUACCUCUUCAUUGUGAAGUAUGAGUUACCUCUGGUUAUUCAGGCUUUCCUUGGUCUUCACCACAGCAGUGGUGAGUGGUUCCUGAACGGCAACUAUCUGAUCAUCAUUGUGUCUGUUUGUAUCAUCUUGCCUCUGGCUUUGAUGAAACAACUUGGGUACCUGGGCUACACUAGUGGCUUCUCUCUCACCUGUAUGGUCUUCUUCCUGAGCUCAGUCAUCUAUAAGAAGUUUAACAUCCCUUGUCCAUUUGACAGUUUCAGUAACCACACCGUAAACAACAUAACUAUUGAUGGCGAAUGUGAAGCCAAAUACUUCACUAUUAACCAGCAAACGGCCUACACGGUUCCAAUUCUGGCUUUUGCUUUUGUAUGCCACCCCGAGGUGCUGCCGAUCUACACCGAACUGCGCAACCCCACAAAGAGACGCAUGCAGGGCAUUGCCAACGUGUCCAUCCUGGGGAUGUUUGUCAUGUAUCUGCUCACUGCCAUCUUUGGCUACCUCACCUUUUAUUUGAACACAGAGGCAGAACUUCUGCACACCUACAGUAAGGUGGAUCCUUUGGACACCCUUAUUCUGUGUGUGCGUGUGGCUGUGCUGGUGGCCGUCACAUUAACCGUUCCAGUUGUUCUCUUCCCGAUUCGUAGAGCUCUUCUUCAGCUUCUGUUCCCUGAUAAACCCUUCAACUGGGUGCGUCACAUCCUCAUUGCCAUAUGUUUGCUCUUCGUUGUAAACCUGCUUGUCAUUUUCGUGCCUAACAUUCGUGACAUCUUCGGCAUCAUUGGUGCAACCUCUGCUCCGAGCUUAAUCUUCAUCCUCCCAGGUCUGUUUUACAUCCGUAUCGUUUCCACUGAGCAAGAGCCAAUGAACUCGAGGCCAAAGAUUCAAGCUGCUUGCUUCACCGCUCUGGGCUUCAUCUUCAUGAGCAUGAGCUUGACGUUCAUCGCGCUGGACUGGAUCUACGGGGAGAACAGAAGUGGAGGAGGCCACUAAACUUCAACUAGAAAACUGUAAGGGUCCAAACAGCCUGCUUAGAAGAACACCACCUCCCCUUCGCUCCUAAACAUGAGAGAAGGCCAUCACUGAUAGGCUGGACCCAGCUCACCUCAGAUGUUUUGUCCCACUGAGUUAGGAAAGAUUAGGUGGAGGAUUUCCGGGGGACGUGCCAUAUCAUUUUGAGGUUGUGAUCCCGCACACGGUCGAUUCUCCUAAUGCGCUUCUUAUCGAUAACUGCAUUGUCGGUGGAAGCCCCCCAAAAGCUUUAGCAUUGUGCAGAACAACUGGCUUUAACAUACAGCAGAAUCCAAAAAUAAAUGAACAGAGAGGUUUAUCUUAUUCUUUGAUGGGGGAAACUAUAGUUCCUCACUACGCCUCUUCCAAAACAUCACCUGUUCUGUUGCCCCAUCAAACACAGGCCAUGGUCCCAGAGUGCAAUAAUAAGGGAAAAAAACUGCUACAGUUUUCCUGAAACAAUUCUGGUCCACUACAAUACAAUACAGUAAGGAAAAAAUCUACACCAUCUCAGAGCUGCUUUGAUAAAUGCUGCAGAACCUGAAAUGAAUCUGUAAGGAUCUUUUAUAUCCAUUGCAAUACAUAUUGCAAUUUAAAUUAUGAAAUUGAUGGGAAAACUUGAUCCUAAAAUAUUGUGUGAUAUCAACAUCGCAACUUGAACGAUAAAAACCGACAAUCAGCUUUAUACCUAAGAUUUUGUUACAUUUAUUUGUUAGAUGUGAGGUACGUGGAGUUGCUGUAUUUUCAUUGUGCAGUGGGGUGGAAUGCCAUCUAUGGAGGAACAGAUGGAUAUUUAUAAACUCCACUCGAAGAGGUGCUUUAUUAUAAUGCUGUGAUUGACAAACCCUAACCUGUGAAUUCAUUCAUUAAUGUGAUUUUUUCCAUCACAGUUUCCCAGAAGCAACAAGGCUUAAAUAAUAGUUGUACUUUUUCUGAUCAAUUGAUGACAAGUAAAACGUCCCCGGAAACGUAAAAAUAUCUUAAGAUCUAAUAGAGAGAGAGAAUUUUAGAAAAAGAUUUGUUUUUUUAUUUUUUUUACUAUUAUAUAUUUUAAGUUUUGUCCCAUGCAUCAAUCAAUUUUUUUUUAACUUUGAACUAUAAAAACAAUGACUGUGCAUGUCAUAAAAUGACAGUUUUUUCAUCUUGGUCUUCUGUAGACUGUUAAACAAUGCAAUGUCUGUUGAAAGUCAUUUCAAGGCACAUCUACUCACUGUGUGCAGCUCAGGCCAUUGCUAAAACAAUACAGAAUGGCGAUUCCCCUCCCAGAAUCCUGCAAUAUAUAUUUAUUCUGUUUUAUGAAAAUAAACACACAGUAUUUCAAUUAUUCUGUGUUUGGUAGUAAAAAACACACAGGUGCCAAAUUUCAAGCGGUUAAAGAUUUACAGUCCCAAUGUUGGACAAAUACUCCAAAGACAGUCAGCAGUUAAAUAA